Messenger RNA from Theileria annulata, 585 nucleotides. RefSeq lists its product as uncharacterized. The record is from RefSeq and is a predicted model, not a curated record. The coding region runs from base 1 to 585 and encodes 194 amino acids. The transcript is spliced from 2 exons. Lineage: Eukaryota; Apicomplexa; Aconoidasida; Piroplasmida; Theileriidae.
AUGAUAUAUAAGAAGUUGAAGAGUAAGGAAUUGAUGUUGAUAAAGCCAGAGCCAAUAUAUUAUAUCAUGAGUUGCAUGGAUUCGAAAGGAGGAAAUGUUAAUCUGGGAGAAUUCAAUAAACUGGUAAAAUCUCAAUAUUACUUAUUAAUUACUCAGAAGCACAGCCCGUGCAUACUUAACACCAUCAAAGUGUAUAACAAAUUUGUAGUUGGUGGAUUUUUCAAUAAUGUUUCACCAGCUGAACAUCAUGUAAAUGAAACCAAUGAGUCUCAAAACCAACCAACCAAUAAUCUGCAACCUCAAUACACACCAAUUAAUUAUAAAAAACAUGAAUUGACUAGUAUCCCCCAAAAUACGGAUGAUAAAGUAGAAAUUUUAGUAGAAAAUAACGUAGAAAAUAAGGAAAAAGAGAAUAUACAUGAGAAAUUAGAAAUUUUAGAGGAAAAUAAUGUAGAAAAAGUGGAAAAAGAAGAUAAAAUGGAUGAUGUGGAAGAAGAUGAGGAUAUGGCGUCUGAAGAUGAGAAUAAAAGAUCGCUGGUUGAGGAAUCAAAUUUGUUAAGUAAAUGGAAGAGGAAAAAAUUAUAA